AUGUUGAACUCUCGAUCACUGUCGCUGCCACUGCAUCGUGCUUUAUUUCAUACGUCUACUGGUCGUUUCGCUCUUCAAACAGUGAAUGUUCCAUCCAUGGGUGAUUCCAUUAGUGAAGGAACACUUGUGGAGAUUGUUAAAAAGACAGGAGAUCCUGUAAAUGCCGACGACGUCGUGCUCGUACUUGAGACCGAUAAGGUGAGCGUGGAUGUGACAAGUCCAGUAGCUGGAACUAUCAUAGAGGUUUAUGCUCAAUUGGAAGAGAAUGUAGAAGUGGGAAAACCAUUAUUCACACUGGAUGAUACGCUCAUUCAAAGCGAUUCAAGCAACAAAUCUGUACACCAACAUACGACGUCUCAAUCGUCAAAGUCAGCAGCAGCAACAGGUGCUGUUGCUGUUGCUGCUGAUGUGGUAACAGCUGGACGUCGUACGCCGCUUAUCGAGUUUUUGGGGAAGCGUUCACUGCUGCCUAUGAAGCCAUCGUCGCCGUCAAAACCUUUGGACGUGAAUCUACCGUCGCCUGUGCGUACGAUACCCGUCCAGUCGUCAAGUGGUCAUGUCCUGCCGUUUACCAGUGCAAAGCGUUUGCCGCUGUCGCCUGCAGAAGUGGAAUCGAUCAAUUCGGGUCUUGCUUUUCUGUAA
Messenger RNA from Peronospora belbahrii, 642 nucleotides. The record is from the annotation of a GenBank genome assembly. Lineage: Eukaryota; Oomycota; Peronosporomycetes; Peronosporales; Peronosporaceae.